This is a messenger RNA of Cladocopium goreaui, 1635 nucleotides long. The record is from the annotation of a GenBank genome assembly. Lineage: Eukaryota; Dinophyceae; Suessiales; Symbiodiniaceae.
UUUUUUGGAGCCAUGAAGAUUCUGAUCAACGGCAUCAUCAAGCUCUUCCUCCAGUACGUGUUCCGUCCGCUGGAUCAUGCCCUGUUUUCCAAAGAUCGCUGCAGUUCGCGAUUUGCGGUGCUAGAUCCUGUCGCGGGAUAUGUCAAGGACUUCCGAACUGCCUUGACGGUUCAUGGUUUUUAUCCUCUUCCAACCUGUCCCGCUUGGUCCGUCACUGGUUAUUGUUCCAAAUGCCCCGGAGCCGCCUGCUUUUGGUGCGUAGAGUGCCACUGUCGCUUCUGCCCUGGCUGCGCAGCCAGAUAUCACCACCCGGGGCUCUACUCCGAACAUCACUCGCUGGAACCCAUCAAGAAACAGAAAGAACAGCGACUUGCUGCGCUUCUGUUGAGCAACUUCUUAGUUGUAGGCACAAUCCUCUAUUUGCUCUCAUCCGUCAAGGUCGGCCGUGACUACCUGUUCUCCAUGGACAUGUGCCCCGUCAUCAGCAAGGCAAAGACUUUGGCGACGAGGGUGGAUGCCAAGGUCUUCUACUACUAUAAGGCAGAUCUUGCGAGAUACUGCAAUAUGGAGGAUUCAUUUUACAAGUUCUUCCUUGAUGGCUGGGUACGUGGUGUGGUGACCCGUUCGGACGACACUCUUCUGGUGUUGACGUCGGCAGGGCCUGCCUAUGUCAUGGUCACCGUGCUAUCGCUGUUUCUGGUACCAGUGGUGGCCACCUUGUAUGGAUGGUUCAUGGGCAUCGCUCAUUUCAUCGAUAGUAAAAUUCCACCAUCCGAAGACAUUCACACUGCGGAGGCGUAUUUGCGGAGCUUCGACGUCUGCGCCUUCUUCGGUGGGCAAUCCUUGGCACCACCGAUGACGGAGCCGCGACUUCGGGCUGACCAGGACUUCUAUGAUGCGAUGAAGUACAAUGCGAAUCGGAGGAUGCGCUUCUCCAACUACUACGCUACGGUGGCGAAGGAUGACUUGACCUAUUGGGUCCAUCGCUCCGUGCCAUGGUUCUGCGGCUUCCGACUGCUGCUGAUUUGGUGUCCGUUUGAUCUCGCAUACCUUUUGCGGAUCGUCUUCAGCUUCUUUGGUAUGGGCAAAGCUAUACGGCAACACGAACUCUGGUUCAGACACGCAGUGUCUAAUAUGAUCUUCAGUGACGCGUUCAGUCUAAGCUUUCUGCAGAACUUCAACUCGCUGACGCUGGAGAUACUUGCGCUGCUCCCUUUCGGAGUAGGAGAUGGAGUGAAGAGUUUGAUUCUCUCCAUCCUCUUGGGCAUUUUGGCGGUGAUUGGUGUCUUCAUCGCCUUGGUCCAUCGCAUUGUGACGGAAAACCGGGAGUACACUGCCAAGUGGGGCGAUGGUGAGGGUGCCGAGACGGUGGGCAGCUGUGCUCUUGACAGCUGCCCCUGCGCAUCCAUCCAGUUCUUUGAGCGGAAAUGAAGAGCGUUUCCGAAACGUUUCAGAUGCCGAGUGGUAGCAUAAAGGUCCUGAUCACUUGUUAUAGGGGUUGAUGAUGGUUGAUGAUGGUUGAUGCGGUUUGUGUCAUUUCUUUUCCGUUGGCGUGACCAUCUAUUUCAGGGGGCGCCAGCUCUUAGAUAUUUCCCACAUUUUCCAAACGCAGAAGGCCUUCCUUCUGAGAACAUC